AGAGCUCACAUAUUAGAGCUUUCUAUCCUUGCUCGAAAAGAAAUAGGGGUAGGGAGAUUUCCUUAUCUUUUUGAGUAUCCAAUUCUCUUCCUUCCAAUUCAAACCCUCCAUAGUGGAACCCAGAAUUUGCUUCUUCAUUAUGCUGUUUCCAUUACCAUUCGCAUACACCUUUCUUGUCCAUAAAUUCUUCCUGCUGCAUAUUUCCUAUCGACUCGUUACCACAAUAAUUCAUCCAUAUCUCUUACAUUUAUUCCUCUCUUUCUUCAGUACGAAUAUGGUGGACUACGGUAAGAGCACCAUGGCAGUGGGCCCUUGGGGAGGCCAAGAUGGGUUUCGUUGGGACGAUGGAGUGUACUCGGGAGUAAGGCAAUUGGUGAUUGCUCAUGGAGCUGGUAUUGACUCCAUUCGGAUAGAGUAUGAUGACAGGGGGUUCUCAGUAUGGUCAGAGAAGCAUGGUGGCAGUGGAGGCCUUAAAAUUGAUAAGGUCAAGCUUGAGUACCCAGAUGAAUUUCUAACUUCAAUCCACGGAUACUAUGGUUGCAUAAAUGAAUGGGGGUCAGAAUUUGUCAGGUCACUAACGUUUGAAAGCAACAAAAAAACAUAUGGACCAUAUGGUAUUGAAGAUGGAACAUACUUUUCAUUCCCAAUGAUUGGGGGCAAGAUCAUCGGAUUUUAUGGCAGAGGUGGUUGGUAUCUCGAUGCAAUCGGAGCUUAUCUAGAGCCUUUUGGCCUUAGACCAAACCUUCCAAAAUCUUUGGUUCAGCCUCGUUACGCUGCUAAUGGGACUGAGAAAUUUGGUUACUCAGUAGUACAAGGUAAUCUUGAAAGUAACUAUGAUAUAGUUCUUGCUUUUAGACAGAAGAAUGAAUACAAUUGUCAAUAUCCACCAGACGAUCUCUCAAGACAAACCUCUAGUUCUCAAGAUUUCAGCGAUACAGAAUCAAAGGACAAGAUGUCUAGUGUCCACAGUUUUCCUAGCUCUAUUGAGAGAGUCCCCUCAAAACGUGAGAAAGGCAAUGUGUCAUAUGGAGCCUGGGGGGGCAGUGGUGGCACUGUGUUCGAUGAUGGAGUCUAUAUGGGAGUUAGACAAAUUCAUUUAUCUCGUAAUGUGGGAAUUGUUUCAAUAAGAGUUUUGUAUGAACUAAACGGGGAAGCUAUUUGGGGAACCAAAAAUGGUGGAACUGGUGGAUUUAAGUCUGGUAAGAUAAUAUUUGAUUAUCCCUACGAAAUCUUGACACGUAUAACAGGCUUCUAUGGACCGGCCAUGCUUAUGGGGCCAACUGUCAUCAAGUCUCUCACUUUCUAUACUACAAAGACUAAACAUGGACCCUUUGGGGAAGAACAAGGUCAAGAAUUCACCACCAACGCGAGAGAAGGGAAAAUUGUUGGAUUCCAUGGUAGGAAAGGCAUGUUUCUCGAUGCAAUUGGUGUUCAUGUGGUAGAAGGGAAAGUAAUGCCGCCAAUACGUCCUCCACCCAAUUCCUCCAUUCAAGGUGAAGUUGUUGAAGGGAAAACAACACGGCCAAUACGCCGUCCAUUCAACUCCUCCAUUCAAGGUGAAGUAGUAGAAGGGAAACCCACACCGCCAAUACGCCCUCUAUUCAAUUCCUCCAUUCAAGGUGAUGUCGUAGAAGGGAAACCAAUACUUCCAAUACGCCCUCCAUUCAAUUCCUCUAUUCAAGGUGAAGGGCCCACUACCGAGCUUGAUAAGCCUCACUGGUCUAAUAAACUAACACUACCAUGGCGAGGAUCAUCAACUGACGAGUUAGCAAAUCGGGUGGUGAAAGAACCAGCUCCGUGUGAGACAGGGCCAUGGGGCGGGGACGGAGGGAGGCCAUGGGAUGAUGGAGUAUUUUCAGGGAUCAAGCAAAUUUAUUUGACUAGAAAGGAGGCCAUUUGCUCGAUACAAAUAGAGUAUGAUCGAAAUGGACAAUCUGUUUGGUCGACAAAACAUGGAGGUGACAGUGGGGGGACUCCAAUUGUGAUAAAGUUGGAUCAUCCUCAUGAAGUGGUUACUUGCAUAAGUGGAUUUUAUGGUCCUACAAAUGGAGAUUCUGGAGCAAAAGUUGUAAAGUCUCUAACAUUCACUACAAGUAGAAGGAAAUAUGGGCCCUAUGGGGAGGAGAUUGGGAGAUUUUUCACUUCAAUUACGACGGAGGGGAAGGUGGUCGGCUUCCAUGGGAGGAGCAGCAUGUACUUGGAUGCCAUUGGAGUCCAUAUGCAGCACUGGUUAGGAAAUCAAAAGCCAUCAAAAUCGGCUUCUCUCAUAAAAAUUUUCUAUUAGUAGGCAUUUUUCGGACCAAAAAAGAUUGACAUUUCUGUAUUAUCGAUCCAUAAUUGCCGAGUUAGUAUUGAAACCAAUAUCCUGGAAUAUUUCGUUUAGAAAUAAAUGAUGUUUAGUUGCCAAAACAAUUGAACUCAUUAUUUAUGUACAAAUUUAUUAUGUUUAUUAACCCAUUGAUCUGUCUAUUUUCUUUUC
Molecule: messenger RNA, 2479 nt
Organism: Camellia sinensis
Lineage: Eukaryota; Viridiplantae; Streptophyta; Magnoliopsida; Ericales; Theaceae
Source: RefSeq, a predicted model, not a curated record